Maylandia zebra (zebra mbuna) is the source of this 5020-nucleotide messenger RNA. The record is from RefSeq and is a predicted model, not a curated record. Lineage: Eukaryota; Metazoa; Chordata; Actinopteri; Cichliformes; Cichlidae.
GAUGGGUACAGACAGCAGCCUCAGAGCACCCAUCUAAUAUGGAGACUACAAAGGCAGACAGCAGGCGCAAUCCUUUGGCCACUGCCAGCUUUUUUUCAAGGGUCUUUUUGUGUUGGUUAAACCCCCUGUUACAGCUUGGCCAAAAACACAGGCUCGAGAAAGGUGACAUGUACAGUGUCCUUCCGGAGGAUCGGUCUGAAACCCUGGGAGAGGAGCUGCAGAGAUGUUGGAACGAGGAAGUAAAAAAGGCUUCAAAGGAACUAUGGAAGCCGCAGCUCUCCAGGGUUCUUAUAAAGUGCUAUGGAAAGUCCUAUGCAUUAGCCGGCCUAUUUGAAUUUUUUCUGGAGGCAAUCAAAGUGAUCCAGCCACUUCUUCUGGGAAAAAUAAUCCUUUUCUUUGAGAAUUAUCACCCAGAUGAUCAGAGGAGUCUUUGCAUGGCGUAUGUUUACGCUGCUGCGAUGUCCAUCUCCACAUUUGGACUGACUAUCCUCCAACAUCUCUACUACUAUCAUGUCCAAAGAACAGGCAUGAGGAUUAGAGUGGCUAUGUGUCACAUGAUCUACAGGAAGGCUCUUGGUCUCAGCACUGAAUCCAUCGGACGAACAACCACCGGUCAAAUAGUGAACCUACUUUCAAAUGAUGUUAAUCAUUUUGAUGAGAUUACACUCAGACUGCACUACUUGUGGGCGGGACCUCUGCAAGCAAUGGUGAUCAUCGUUUUCCUUUGGUAUGAGAUCGGCCCCUCGUGCCUGGCAGGUGUGGCAACAAUUGCAGUUAUGAUGCCGAUACAGACCUGGUUUGGAAAACUCUUCGGCAUCUUCAGGAGCAAAACAGCAGUCCUUACUGACAGCAGAAUCCGUAUCAUGAAUGAAGUGGUGUCUGGCAUAAGGAUAAUCAAGAUGUAUGUCUGGGAGAAAUGGUUCUCAGCCCUGGUGACUGAAGUUAGAAAGAAAGAAAUCAGUCGGAUAUUAAAGAGCUCCUACCUACGAGGACUCAACAUGGCUUCCUUCUUUGCCAGCAGCAAGCUCAUAAUCUUUGUUACCUUCACGGUCUACACUCUUUUGGGGAACACCAUGACUGCCAGCCAGGUGUUUGUCACCAUGUCCCUGUAUGGUACAAUUAAGGUCACCCUGACCCUGUUCUUUCCUCUGGCCAUUGAGAAGUUGUCAGAGACUGUAGUGAGCAUUCGCAGGAUUAAGAAUUUUCUCCUACUGGAAGAGAUUGAGAGAAAAAACAUUAUGUUGCCUUUGGCGGAAAAGGGGGGAAACUCUAUUGAGAUCGAGAAACUGACCUGCUACUGGGAUAAGAGUUUGGAUGCACCAUCUCUUCAGAAUGUUUCCAUCACAGCAAAGUCACAUCAACUUCUGACUGUAAUCGGACCAGUGGGGGCCGGAAAGUCAUCCCUGCUAAGUGCAAUCCUGGGAGAGCUUCCUCGUGAUACAGGCACACUGAAGGUCAAAGGUCAGCUAACCUACGCAUCCCAGCAACCGUGGGUGUUCCCUGGAACCAUUCGCAGCAACAUCCUUUUUGGGAGAGAACUUAACCCAAAGAAAUAUGAGCAGGUCCUUAGAGCCUGUGCUCUGAAGAAGGACCUGGAGAUGUUCCCAGAUGGAGACCUAACACUGAUUGGAGACAGAGGAGCCACACUCAGUGGUGGACAGAAAGCUCGUGUAAACCUGGCGAGGGCUGUGUAUGAGGAUGCAGACAUCUACCUCCUGGAUGACCCUUUAAGUGCUGUGGAUGCAGAAGUUGGAAAACAUCUUUUCGACAAGUGUAUCUGUGGCUUGCUGAAGAACAAGUGUCGUAUCCUGGUCACACAUCAGCUGCAACAUCUGAGGGAAGUUGACCAGAUCCUGGUCCUGAAGGAGGGUCAAAUCAUGGUCCAGGGAAGCUACAGUGAGCUGCAGUCCUCUGACCUCGAUAUGGUGUCCCUGCUGAGACGUGAUGAGGAGCAGGAGCAAUUGUCUCCAUUUGCUGACCCAGAAAAACUGUCUUUACAAAGUCGGUGGACAAAUGAUUCUCACAGUUCACACUGUUUCCUCAACUGCCCCCUUCCACCAGAAAGCACCUACACUGAGCAUCUUCCUGUUGAAGCUAUUCAAACUAUUGCAGAGGAGACACGAGCUGAAGGAAAUGUCAGCAGUCACAUUUAUUUUACAUACUUCACGGCAGGCUGUAGCCUUCUGGUUUUAAUGGUUAUAUUAUUUCUUAGUAUUCUAGCUGAGGUGGCAUAUAUCCUUCAGGACUGGUGGUUGGUAUACUGGGCAAGAGAUGAUUUUACAAACGGCACAAACAGCAGAGUCACUGCUGUUAGCCUUAAAAGUGGAAUGAAUGUUACUAGUUCAUACCAAGAGUUUAAUCUCUUUUACCUCAGCAUUUAUUCAGGUUUGACAGCAGCAGCUGUGGUCUUUGGUUUUGCCAGGAGUUUGGUGAUAUUUCAUGGGCUGGUGAGAUCAGCUCAGACUCUUCACAACAGCAUGUUUAGUGCUGUGCUCCACACUCCUGUUAGCUUCUUUGAUGUCAACCCCAUAGGAAGAAUACUCAACAGGUUUUCCAAAGAUGUCAGCCAAAUGGACUCCGUGCUACCUAUCACCUUUGUGGACUUCUAUCAAUUAUUUUUACAGAAUGUUGGCGUUAUCGCGGUGGCAGCCUCAGUUAUUCCUCUCAUCCUCAUCCCUGUUGUGCCUCUCCUGUUAAUCUUUCUGUAUUUGAGGAGCUUGUACCUUCGUACCUCACGUGAUAUCAAACGCCUUGAGUCAACAACUCGGAGUCCAGUUCUCUCACACCUGUCCUCUUCCCUUAAUGGUCUUUCUACAAUCAGAGCUUCCAGAUCAGAAGAGACGUUAAAGAAAGACUUUGAUGCCCAUCAGGACCUUCACUCAGAGGCCUGGUUUUUGUUCCUGAUGACCUCCCGCUGGUUUGCACUACGCCUCGACAGCAUUUGCUCCAUAUUUAUUACCCUCACAGCAUUUGGCUUGAUAUUACUCAGAGAUGGGCUGGUGGCUGGAGAGGUAGGCCUGGUUCUUACCUAUGCUGUGACACUGAUGGGAAACUUCCAGUGGACAGUGAGACAAAGUGCCGAGGUGGAGAACAUGAUGACAUCAGUGGAGAGGGUGGUGGAGUACACUGAGCUAAAGAGUGAAGCACCCUUAGAAACUCAGAAGCGUCCUCCCCCUGAUUGGCCGAGCCAAGGAAUGAUAACCUUUGAUCGAGUGAACUUCUUUUAUAGCAAGGAUGGACCACCGGUCCUCAAAGACAUCAACGCCACGUUUCAACCCAAAGAGAAGGUUGGUAUUGUGGGUAGAACAGGAGCGGGGAAAAGCUCUCUGGUCUCGGCUCUGUUUCGCCUGGCAGAGCCCCAGGGAAAGAUCUACAUCGACGGUAUUGUGACCUCUGAGAUUGGCCUACAUGACCUGCGCCAGAAGAUGUCCAUCAUUCCUCAGGACCCAGUUCUCUUUACUGACAGUGUGAGGAAGAACUUGGACCCUUUCAACCAGCACACUGAUGAAGACCUAUGGAAAGCUCUGGAAGAGGUACAGAUGAAGUCUGUGGUGGAGGAGCUGCCUGGGAAGCUGGAGACUGUCCUGGCUGAGUCAGGCUCCAACUUCAGCAUGGGCCAGAGGCAGCUGCUGUGCCUGGCCAGAGCAGUCCUGAGGAAGAACCGCAUCCUCAUCAUCGAUGAAGCCACAGCUAACGUGGACCCGAGGACAGACGAGCUGAUCCAGAAAACCAUACGAGACAAGUUCAAAGAAUGCACAGUGAUCACUAUCGCGCAUCGCCUCAACACCAUUAUAGACAGUGACCGCAUACUUGUUCUGGAGAGUGGGACCAUCCAGGAAUUCGACCACCCCUUUACCCUGCUGCAAAACAAAGAAGGUGCUCUCUACAGGAUGGUGCAACAGAUGGGCCAGGCUGAGUCAGCAUCUCUACUGGAGUCAGCUAGACAGGCAGCACAGAGGUCCUGAAAGUCUGUGGGCAGUGAAGCGUGACUGUUGUGCCUAAGAACUGGAAGCCUUCUACCACUUUGCUAACUUGUACACUUGGAUCCUAGAACAGUAGAACCACCGUGGGUUUAAAUUGGACGCCCUUGGUAUUUUUAAAUAAAUGUCUAACUACUAAAAGAAAUCACUGCCGUCUCUGAUCCAUGGCUUACACCUAAAUGAAAAAACACAACAAUGAUCAUUACAAAUGAUAAGGAUCAUUUAUACCACGAACCUUCCAGGGGUUAUAUUUACCCCUUUUUUUGAAAUGCUGAGCUCUACAAUUGUGCUACACUUGGUUGCCUUGCAGUGCUUAUUGGUUACAUAUUUUAAUAACCACUCUCCUAUCCGAUGACCCAUAGCUAAGAGGAUUAGCUGACAACACAAACAGAUAGGAAGCUAGAGUUCUAUAGAAAGAUUAAUAUUUAUUGCAGAAUUUAAAGGGGUUGGGAUAUUGAGGGAACAGGGAGCAGGUCAGAAAGGUUGACUGGGCAGGUUGCUGCCUAUGCAAACCAGAUAAAGCUGAAUCUUAAAUGUCCAGGAGUCCAGGGCUGAAAACUGGGGCUGGAGCAGACUGUGUGGUGGAUCAUCCAGAGCUUAUGUCUUUUUAGUAGUCUUGACUAUAGGAUGGGAUGAUGGUGGGGCUCUACUCCAACUGACUCUUUAUUGUGCUUAGUUGACAGUGUUGUCUUCUGCUACUCUAUAGUUCAAGGUUCACUAUCUUGGUGUCAGGUUUCCAUUUAGCAGCAGUAAUAAUGUAGUAGCCACAAUGGCCCUGCUGUGGUGAAAGAGUUUAGGUAUACUUACAACAGUCUAUGUAAAUUCUGGAAGUAAAUGCCUAAAUUUAUAUCUAGCUACUGGCUCUAACACGAAUUCUCUCCUUUGAAGUAACCAGUGAAUUUUCCUCCAUUAAUGCUGUUCAUAAUUCUAACAGCAAACCUCUUGUGACUCUUCAUUAACUAAGGAGCUGAAGCUAGAUGGUAGUUUGUGUAGCAUAAAGACUGGAGAUGGGUAAAUGGACUGGUUCUCAUAUAGUGCUU